AUGAUGGAAUACGCGCAAUAUCCACAACAGCAACACAGUUCUCACGCCGGUUACGCGAAUUCCGCCGCAGGUGCAAGCAUCACCUCGCCCACAAGCCACGGCCUCAACCAACACGCCGUGCAGACCUCUCCCAUCAUCACCUCGCAGCAACACCAGCCGGGCCAGGCUUCAGCUCACGCCAUGUACGGACCACAGUACGGCGUGCCUCAACCGAGCAUGCAGCCGGUUCCCUAUGGCAUGCCCGGGGGGAUUCAAGCGGCGGCAAUGGCUGCCACGGCUGCGGCAACCGGCUCCAACUAUACCUACAUGCACUCGGAUCCGAGCAUGCCUCACACAUCCCCGCGAUUGCCCAAUGCUAAGAAGGAUGGCCGGCCAUCUCCUCGGAUGAAUAGCAUCUCGCAGAUCCCCGGGCGCCGUAUGAGUCAAGUUACCAGCCCCGGAGUGCCGAGCGCCCAGGGCCUGAUGAACCACGGCGGACCCCGCCCCCCGCCCAUGCCUCCUGCCCCUGCCAUGCAGCAUCCACAGUCACCAGAGAUGCCUGCCGGUGCUGUCGAAGAAUCGCCCCUAUAUGUCAAUGCCAAGCAGUUUCACCGAAUCCUCAAACGACGUGUUGCCCGCCAGCGCCUUGAAGAGCAAUUGAGGUUAACCUCCAAGGGACGCAAGCCAUAUCUUCACGAGUCCAGGCACAACCAUGCAAUGCGCCGACCUCGUGGACCUGGCGGCCGAUUCUUGACAGCGGAGGAGGUGGCGGCUAUGGAUGCCAAGGAGUCGUCAAAGGGCGACGGCGACGGCAGCGAUGGCGCCUCACCCCCGAAGCCCUUGGAGGUUACCAGCACAAAGCGCAAAUCCGAAUCCGGACCCUCGAUUGCAAGCAAGAAGCCCAAGACAGCAACUGAUAGUGGCGAAGGGAAUCAGGAAAACGACAGUUAA
This is a messenger RNA of Trichoderma gamsii, 930 nucleotides long. Its product is annotated as nuclear transcription factor Y, alpha. The coding region runs from base 1 to 930 and encodes 309 amino acids. Gene Ontology annotation, biological process: regulation of transcription by RNA polymerase II. Gene Ontology annotation, cellular component: CCAAT-binding factor complex. The record is from RefSeq and is a predicted model, not a curated record. Gene Ontology annotation, molecular function: RNA polymerase II cis-regulatory region sequence-specific DNA binding; DNA-binding transcription factor activity, RNA polymerase II-specific. The transcript has a single exon. NCBI's taxonomy places the organism in Eukaryota, Fungi, Ascomycota, Sordariomycetes, Hypocreales, Hypocreaceae.